AUGGGAAAGGGAGCAUUGAAAUUUGGAGGCAAGUCUGGUAUUCUCCCGAAACCAAGACAAAUUUUCAAGCAGCCUUACAAGCAUCAGGUGUAUGUUAAGGCAGAGGACACGGGAUAUGUAGAUGGUAUCAUACACCCUAAGGGAACUACAAGAAAUUUGAUUCGCCCUAAAGUAUUUACACCAGAACAGAGGUUAAAGAAAACGGCGGCAAAGCCAAAAAAGCUGUAUUCAAGAGAGGAUGUGGACCAUAUGCCUGAGGCACAGAGGUUCAAGAUUAAAAACGCAGAAAUUAGAAGACAGUUUUUAAAAGAGUCAUACGAAGGUGAAGUGAAGAGAUUAGAGAAACGUGAGGAGUACCAGAAGAAGAUGUCAGGAGAAAGAAAGAAGAUUGCAGAAGAGGCACAAAGACUAGAGAAAUCUAAGGCCGAGUUGUACACAGUUCCAACAGUGGAAAGCUAUCUAGAAGGACCACUAAUUAAGCCUAGAAGCGAGGAAGAUAAAGAGGCAUUGAAAUUGAAAAGAAAAGCCAAUAGACUUGCACAGGAAAUGAAGGUGAAAGAAGAGAGAUCGAUCAAAUUGAUGGAAUUGUACAAUGCCUCCAGCGAUUUUGCUAUAACGGAAUCAAAGCUACACCUACUUGUGGACGAAGCCUUUAGUGAAAGAAAAUUGAAGGAGAUCAACAAGCUUCUUAAUAUAAGUCCGGACAGAUUGGGAACUAUGCCUACCACGAUAGACUUUGAAAGUAGUCUCAAGGAUAUCAUUUUGGGUAACGUUAAUAAAGGACCAUCAUAUGAGGUCGUUCAAGACACUAUGAGCGGUUUCAAUGAUGAAGUGCAUGAUACUGCAGAGAAGUUCCAACGGGAAAAGAAACUACAGAUGAAACAAGAAGCAGAGAAGAAACAGAAGAAACUCCAAGAGCUACAGAAUGAGAUGUUGAAAGAUAGAGAGGCAAAGCAGCAGUGA
This is a messenger RNA of Brettanomyces nanus, 963 nucleotides long. RefSeq lists its product as uncharacterized. The record is from RefSeq and is a predicted model, not a curated record. Bases 1 to 963 code for a protein of 320 amino acids. NCBI's taxonomy places the organism in Eukaryota, Fungi, Ascomycota, Pichiomycetes, Pichiales, Pichiaceae. The transcript has a single exon.